Etheostoma spectabile (orangethroat darter) is the source of this 861-nucleotide messenger RNA. It is a transcript of the gene igf3, whose product is annotated as insulin-like growth factor 3. Gene Ontology annotation, cellular component: extracellular region. Bases 18 to 761 code for a protein of 247 amino acids. Gene Ontology annotation, biological process: insulin-like growth factor receptor signaling pathway; cell population proliferation; positive regulation of cell population proliferation. Lineage: Eukaryota; Metazoa; Chordata; Actinopteri; Perciformes; Percidae. The transcript has 5 exons. Gene Ontology annotation, molecular function: hormone activity; insulin-like growth factor receptor binding. The record is from RefSeq and is a predicted model, not a curated record.
UCUGAUACGAGCUCCAGAUGAGAUUUGAGUGUGAAACAACGUGCGGAGGAGCAGUUUUUGGGGAGGAGACCUCAGCGCUGUGGUCCUGCCCCCCCCCACUGCCACACUAUAAGACUGAAGUUCUCCUGGAGCCGGUCCACUCAGACAGGAUGCACUCGUCUCGCGGUCUCUCGGCUACGCCACACACACUCAAGGUGUUGUGCGUCCGGCUGUGUGUGUUCUACACAACCAUGUGUCUGGCAGGCUGGCCCCGGUCCUCGGAGGCAGCCAGACUCCGCUGUGGGACCGAUCUCCUCAGUGAUCUCAUAUUCGUGUGCGGGGAUCGUGGAAUCUAUUUAGGUAAAGGUUCGUGGUCUGGUUACGGUUCUCGGCCCAGAGGGAAAGGGAUAGUGGACCAGUGCUGUCGGCCGUCUGGUUGUGAACUUCAGCAUCUGGAGAUGUACUGCGCCAAACCAAAGAGCCAGCAGCAAACCACAGCUUACCCAACAACCACCACCACCACCACCACCGCACCUCAGACCACAGCACAGCUAGACACGGCUCAGCGGUUCCAAGCGGUGUUCCAGAAGAGACUCUCCGAGCACCUGGGGGCCCCCGACAGUCCCAAAAGGGACGCUUACCGAAAGAAGACUCAGCCUUCGCUCCGACGGAAAGGCAAAGGUUCCCCGUCACGCAAGAGGAUUAAAACCCAGAACCCGACCAGCGUGCCCCCGUUGACCCCCGGGAGUUCCCCUCAGACAGGGACGACUUCUAAAUCGUGACCUUUGUCUUCAUAAAAAAAACAAAAAAAACCCUGAGACUGAUGCUGAGACUGUGAACUUUGGGUUCUCUACUAAGCAGGGAUCCCGAACAGAUCUGGAG